Molecule: messenger RNA, 1070 nt
Organism: Erigeron canadensis
Lineage: Eukaryota; Viridiplantae; Streptophyta; Magnoliopsida; Asterales; Asteraceae
Product: 40S ribosomal protein S8-like
Exons: 5
Coding region: 101-766 (221 amino acids)
Biological process (GO): maturation of SSU-rRNA from tricistronic rRNA transcript (SSU-rRNA, 5.8S rRNA, LSU-rRNA); translation
Cellular component (GO): cytosolic small ribosomal subunit; ribosome
Molecular function (GO): structural constituent of ribosome
Source: RefSeq, a predicted model, not a curated record
UCCCAACCCAACACACUAUACAAAUUAGGGUUGCACAUUUCUUUCAUUUAUACAUAGCAGCCGCCGGAGUGAAGCAGAGCCUUCAACCACCGCCGACACCAUGGGUAUCUCACGUGACUCUAUGCACAAGAGACGUGCCACCGGAGGCAAGCAGAAGACCUGGAGGAAGAAGCGAAAGUACGAGCUCGGAAGACAGCCAGCUAACACGAAGAUCUCGAGCAACAAGACUGUGAGGAGAGUUAGAGUUAGGGGAGGUAAUGUGAAGUGGAGAGCACUUAGGUUAGACACUGGGAAUUACUCAUGGGGAAGUGAAGCUGUUACCCGCAAGACUCGUAUUCUUGAUGUGGUGUAUAACGCGUCAAACAACGAGCUUGUGAGAACACAGACUCUUGUGAAAAGUGCUAUUGUGCAAGUGGAUGCUGCUCCAUUUAAGCAAUGGUACUUGCAACAUUAUGGGGUUGAUAUUGGUAGGAAGAAGAAAGUUGCUGCUGCUCCUACUCCUAAAAAGGAGGGAGAGGAAGGAGAAGCAGCAACAGAAGAAGCCACAAAGAGCAACCAUGUCCAGAGAAAGAUUGAGAAGCGUCAAGAAGGGCGCAAACUUGAUUCACAUGUUGAAGAGCAGUUCAGCUCUGGAAGGCUCUAUGCUUGCAUUUCUUCUCGCCCAGGUCAAUGUGGCCGAGCUGAUGGUUACAUUUUGGAGGGCAAAGAGCUUGAGUUCUACAUGAAAAAGCUUCAAAAAAAGAAGGGCAAAGGUGCUGCUGCAUAAGCUUACCGUGUAUGUUAAUUUCUUCAACGUUGGGUCGUUUUAGUAUGUUGGAUGUUUUUGUGCUGUUUGGUUUAUUUAUCUAGAGUUCUAGACCAUGUUAUAACUUGUUUUAGUUACAUGUUUGGUGCAAUCUGGGCAUGAAGGUCAUACAAUUAUCGGUUCCUUGCAUAACUUUUGUUGUCUUGUAUGACUGUCAAUUCUAAGCUUGGCUUGGGCAUGGUAUUUUUGUUGAAAGUACCAUGGGUAUUAUUAUUCUGCCAUCUUUUUGAGCCAUUUGGUGAAAAAUGUCAAGGGUUAUUUGAAA